UUCGGACACGGUGGCGAUCAAAGAUGACCCCCCCCCGCCCCCCCGCCCGCGGAAAGAAAGGAAAAACAAGCUAGGGAAGACCGUUGGCAACCUGGAGAGUAGAGAGCGAGGCGGGUGGGCGGGGCUAGGAGGAUCCGCCCAGGCCAAUCGGUGGCGCCGGGGAGGGUGACGUCGCGGCCAAUGGACAGCCAGCGCGGGACUUUCAAUUAUUGCCCCGCCCAAUCGGAGAGAGACGGUGCCUAUAAAGACCGCUGCGGCGGGCCGGGGCCCCGUUACUCUCCCAGCCGCUUCGCCAUGGCUCGUACGAAACAGACCGCCCGCAAGUCGACCGGCGGCAAGGCCCCGCGCAAGCAGCUGGCCACCAAGGCGGCCCGCAAGAGCGCGCCGGCCACGGGCGGCGUCAAGAAGCCGCACCGCUACCGGCCGGGCACGGUGGCCCUGCGCGAGAUCCGGCGCUACCAGAAGUCCACGGAGCUGCUGAUCCGCAAGCUGCCGUUCCAGCGGCUGGUGCGCGAGAUCGCGCAGGACUUCAAGACGGACCUGCGCUUCCAGAGCUCGGCCGUCAUGGCGCUGCAGGAGGCGAGCGAGGCCUACCUGGUGGGGCUCUUCGAGGACACCAACCUGUGCGCCAUCCACGCCAAGCGCGUCACCAUCAUGCCCAAGGACAUCCAGCUGGCGCGCCGCAUCCGCGGGGAGCGGGCUUGAGUGAGCGCUCGGCUCGAGGUUCCAUCCUAUCCAAAGGCUCUUUUCAGAGCCACCCACGACGGCACUCGGAAGUAGCUGUGCCACUUCACCUCCGCCUCCUGCCCCGGGAGGGUGGGGCGGUAGGGCCGUGGGGCUCCCUACAGGUAGCGCGGAGACCGUGGGUCGGAUCCCGGGCGCCGCGUCGGCGGCCAGGACCGCCUGCCAGGCGGCCGCGUGCGCGCGCGCAACUCGCCCUGCUCCCGGGGCCUUUUUCUGGGGCGUCUUGGAAGUUCCCCGCCGGGGCUCGGGGGUGUUAAGCCGUCCGCGCAGGAGAUGAAGGACUUGCGGGCUCGCGAGCGGGCCGGGGCGGCGAGGAAUCGAUAGGGGACGCUCGGGACUAGGCGCCCGCGCCCCCCGCGCCCCCGCCGGAAGUGACUCCGAGGAGAUCUGGGCGGUGGGGGGAGGGAGAAUCGGUCUCGGGCUCGCCUGAUCUCUGUCGCGACAAGUUCGGGAUUCCUCCAGCUUCGCUUGCGCGUCGGG
Molecule: messenger RNA, 1224 nt
Organism: Canis lupus familiaris (dog)
Lineage: Eukaryota; Metazoa; Chordata; Mammalia; Carnivora; Canidae
Product: histone H3-like
Exons: 1
Coding region: 181-705 (174 amino acids)
Cellular component (GO): nucleosome
Molecular function (GO): structural constituent of chromatin; protein heterodimerization activity; DNA binding
Source: RefSeq, a predicted model, not a curated record